Pocillopora verrucosa is the source of this 783-nucleotide messenger RNA. RefSeq lists its product as uncharacterized. The record is from RefSeq and is a predicted model, not a curated record. Lineage: Eukaryota; Metazoa; Cnidaria; Anthozoa; Scleractinia; Pocilloporidae.
AUGACGGACAAUUCUUGUAAAUGUUGCGACGCUCUGCUUGACUUCUCUACCAAUGUGUAUCAAAAAGUGAGAGACCUGGAGGCUAAAGAAAAAGAGGAGUACGAUAAGCUUCUUGGUGAUAUAAAGAAAAUGGAAAAAUGGGAAGAUUUGGAGAAAGAAACCCGAGAGAAAGUCAAUGAAACAGAGGAGUUUUUUGAACAGUUCCAAAACAAUGAACCAGAUGGGAGCUUAUUAGAGUUGAUCAAAGAAAGCGCCUCGAAGCUGAACAAGGCCUUUUCAGAUUUAUUAGAGAGAUAUGAAAAGCUGAAAGGUACAAUGAAAUGGAUUCGUGCCAGAGUGGAAGACCGUCACAAUUCCAGCAAGACAAGGAGAGAAAAAAUUGUCACACACGCAGGAAAAGCUCUCCUGGCCGCCAUUCUCCUUGGAUUAAUACUCGGCGGAGUUAUAGGAUGGGGCAGCCCGGAUAGACUACCCACUGUUGUCUGGGUUUUAGUUGGAGGAGGGUCCGUACUCGUCGUUGGAGGGCUCUGUUAUACAAUUUUGGUGGGUGUGGCUUGCCGGAAUGUUAAACGAUGGGAAAACCUACGAGGGAAGGUCCAAGAACUGCCAGUUACGGAUGAUCUUAUUGAAGAAAUUGGUACAAAGUAUUCGACAUUGUAUCCUAUCCCUAAAAUAUUUUUAAGUGACAUCGAGGGAGACGAGACAAAUCCUUCUGAUGUAAAGAGGGUAUCUAGAGAUUUAAUCAACCAACUUAGAUCAUAUAACGAAAUUAAGUGCAAAUGA